Messenger RNA from Vombatus ursinus (common wombat), 2000 nucleotides. It is a transcript of the gene CHMP5, whose product is annotated as charged multivesicular body protein 5. The record is from RefSeq and is a predicted model, not a curated record. The coding region runs from base 80 to 739 and encodes 219 amino acids. NCBI's taxonomy places the organism in Eukaryota, Metazoa, Chordata, Mammalia, Diprotodontia, Vombatidae. Gene Ontology annotation, biological process: vesicle budding from membrane; late endosome to vacuole transport via multivesicular body sorting pathway. Gene Ontology annotation, cellular component: multivesicular body. The transcript has 8 exons.
GAGGAAGUGUGGUGGUUUCGCUUCCGGUUUUGCUAGGAAUUCUCCGUUUCCCCAGCUGAGACUCUCCGUAGCUGAAAAAAUGAACCGAUUCUUCGGCAAAGCGAAGCCCAAGGCGCCGCCACCCAGCCUGACCGACUGCAUCGGCACGGUUGAUAGCCGGGCAGAAUCAAUUGACAAGAAAAUUUCUAGACUUGAUUCAGAGCUGGUAAAGUAUAAAGAUCAGAUAAAAAAGAUGAGAGAAGGACCUGCAAAGAAUAUGGUAAAACAGAAAGCCUUGAGAGUAUUAAAGCAGAAGCGAAUGUAUGAACAACAACGAGACAAUCUUUCACAACAGUCUUUUAAUAUGGAACAAGCAAAUUAUACUAUCCAGUCAUUGAAAGACACCAAAACAACGGUGGAUGCUAUGAAAUUAGGUGUAAAAGAAAUGAAGAAAGCAUACAAGCAAGUCAAAAUUGACCAAAUUGAGGAUAUACAAGACCAAUUAGAAGAUAUGAUGGAAGAUGCAAAUGAAAUCCAAGAGGCGCUGAGCCGAAGUUAUGGAACCCCAGAAAUUGAUGAAGAUGACUUAGAGGCAGAAUUGGAUGCACUUGGUGAUGAGCUCUUAGCUGAUGAAGACAGCUCUUACUUAGAUGAAGCAGCAUCUGCACCAGCAAUUCCUGAAGGUGUUCCCAGUGAUGCUAAAAACAAGGAUGGUGUACUGGUGGAUGAAUUUGGACUGCCACAGAUUCCAGCUACAUAGAGCUAUGUCUUUAACACUAUGUUAUGUAUAAUAAACACACAUUAUGAAAAACUGGGAAAUAUUUUGCCUUUCCAAUGUCACCAUAAUCAAUUUGCAUAUCCUUGUUCCUUUUCCUGAAAAAAAAGUUUAGUACACUAAUUUUUUUCAUUUAGAGAACUGAUUCAUUUAAUAGGAACUUUCUUUAGAUAAGAUUUUAAAAUUCCUUCCAUCUUACAAAAGAAAAACUUGUAAAAUAUUGGUGGUUGUAUAGGACUUCUGUUUUCAUUUAUUUAUAUUUUAUUUCUGAAAUUAUUGAAACCAAGGAUAUGUGAUUUCUUUAAAUUCUUUAAUUUCCUGAUAGCUUGAUAAAAAAGUGAUGUAUUUAUAAGACCUACUUCCUUAUCAAGAUUAUUAAACUAUUUUGGACCAUUCUUGUAAUUCUAAAAAUAGUUCAAAUAUAUAUACCAUUGUGAAAUCAGGCACUAAUUUAAAAUGUCUUUAAUUGAGAUGUAGGUUUUGUUGUGUCUUCAUGUCAGUGAGUCAUCACUAUUUUCAGUAUUUACAUUGGCUUUCUUCCUAUGCUUUUUGUCUUAAACCUGGAUAAAGUUUUAAUUCUAAGGUUUCCUCAGUAUUAUAGUUGAGUUGUAAUCAUUAAUGAAAUUACAUCCUAACACUUAAAUGUAUUUAUACUCAAUAAAUAUUUUUCAAAAGGAUAUAAUAACAUUUCCUUCAACCUAAAGGCUCCACUAAAAACCAAAAUUUGCCAAUGACAUUGUGUUGUGGACAGUGACGGUAUGGUAGAAAAUGCAUUAGAUUGAGUGGCAGAAGACUUGGACUCUAGGUCUGUGUUUGCCAACUGACCAGCUGGAUGACUUUGGAUUAGUCAGUUUAUCUGGGCCUUAGUCAUCUUGUCUAUAACAUAGUGGUAAUCAUAGCUCACUUGCCUGUCUUACAGUUGUUUCAAAGAUUAAAUGAAUUAAUAUGGGAUUGUAGGUUUUAGAACUGGAAGGAAUCUUAAGAGAUUUUCUAGUCUAACUCCAUUAUUUUACGGAUGAGAAAAUUGAGGCCUAGAACAGUGAAGUGAGUUGCCCAAGGUCUCACAGAUAGUAAGUAGGAGAGCUGGGUUCAAACCUGAGUCCUCUAACCACAAAUCUAGUGUUCUUUCCACUAUACUGUGCCACUUCACAUAUGUGUUCAAUAACAUAUGGACACUCUUUGUAAAGUACUAUACAAACAUAAUGUUUUUACCACAUACGUGCUCAAUAAAUAUUUGUUGAAUAAA